Molecule: messenger RNA, 777 nt
Organism: Penicillium pulvis
Lineage: Eukaryota; Fungi; Ascomycota; Eurotiomycetes; Eurotiales; Aspergillaceae
Product: putative cell wall protein
Exons: 2
Coding region: 1-777 (258 amino acids)
Source: RefSeq, a predicted model, not a curated record
AUGCCUUCCACUACUUUCAACUUCUCCGCCGCUCUGUGCCUUUUCCUGGCCGUUGGCCCCGCUACCGUUCUCUCCGCUCCCCAGCUGAAUGGCCUGCCCCUUCUUGGCGGCGCUGGUGAAACUCCCGCCACUGGCAACACUGAGAAGGAUGCUGGUGCUGGGUACGACGUCGGCAUCCCCGGCGGACCUAACGUUGCCUUCGGAGCUGGUGUCCACAGCGAGAAGCAUGGUCCCUGUGGCCCAGGAGUGAGCUCCGAGAAGGAUGCCGGCGCUGGCUACGAUGUUGGCAUCCCCGGUGGCCCCAAUGCGAUCUACGGUGCUGGAGCCCACGAGCAGCACGACGCUUACCCUUGCCCCGAGCCUGUCGCUGUGCCUGUGCCUGAGCCCACCACUGAGCCUGUUGUCGUUCCCAUCACUGAGCCCACCACUGAGCCUGUUGUUGUUCCCGUUCCCGAGCCCACCACUGAGCCCACCACUGAGCCCACCACUGAGCCUGUCGUCGUUCCCAUUCCUGAGCCCACUACCACCUCCACCUCCACUUAUGUCCCGAUGUACAUCCCCCCGACCUACACCACUCCCAUGGACAUGCCCACCAUCACCACUGUUCCCGCCUACGUACCUCCUCCCAUGGCUCCCAUUCGCUCGACUCCUCUGAUCCAGCGCCCUGCUCCCUCGGCUACACCCUCUUCUAUGCCAGUCUACAACGCCGGAUCCUCCAUGACCCCGAGCUCCCUUCUGGCCCUCGCUCUCCCUAUCAUGGCUGGUAUCUUCUACUAG